Molecule: messenger RNA, 350 nt
Organism: Anoplophora glabripennis (Asian longhorned beetle)
Lineage: Eukaryota; Metazoa; Arthropoda; Insecta; Coleoptera; Cerambycidae
Product: endocuticle structural glycoprotein SgAbd-1-like
Exons: 2
Coding region: 23-277 (84 amino acids)
Source: RefSeq, a predicted model, not a curated record
UGUAGUUUCAGCAGCGGUGAUUAUGGUACCACGAAUAUACCCAAUGAGACUAUCAGGCUUGAUCUCUUCAAUACCAUUAUAUUCAGGAAAGGCUAUCGGAAUUCUUCGUUUACAAAGUAAUAUUGCCCCCGAUGGUAGCAGUUACAAAUAUGCAUAUGAUACGGAAAAUGGAAUAUGUGUUCAAGAAUCUGAUAGCUUAGUAGCUGCUGGUCCUGAAUCAGCUCUUUCUGCAAGAGGAUCCUAUCAAUACACCUCUCCGGAAGGUGUUCUAGUUUAAAUUUCAUACACAGCCAAUGAAAAUGGAUUUAUACCUUCUGGAAAUGUGUUGCUUACCACUUCACUAACGCAGC